AUGGGUGGCGAGGGCAGCAGCGUGGAGCUAGGCAGUCCCAUCUCGUGCAUAGCGACUCCAGACUCCGGGUUCCUUGACUGGUGCCUGGUGGGGGGCGUGAACGGCUCCGUGACGCUCCUGGGGCUCGAGAACCAUGCCCUCCAGCCUGUCACUUCCACCCUCGUACAUGCUGCUAGGCAGGAUGUGGCUGUGAGCGGGCUGGCGUGGGCGGAGGUGGAAGGCAGCGCUGCGGUUGGUUACUCAGACGGCGCAGUCAGGAUAUGUUCUGUCCAUUCACCAUCUGCACUCACCAUCCACAUUCACCAGGGCGCCGUGGAGCUGCUGUGCUGGAGCCCAACAGGAGGGCUCCUGUUCUCUGGAGGUCCUCGGUGUGCCAGCGCGCGCGUGUGGCGCCUACAGGAGCAGCAGCGCCUCGGCGACGAGGCUGCAGCAGCGCCUUCCUCCCCUGCAGAGAUGCAGCGCGCCUGGAGCCCUGUACACAACCUGGGUCUUGACGCUGCGCCUGUCACGGCUGCUGCCUGGUCCGGCAUUGUUU
This is a messenger RNA of Hyalella azteca, 535 nucleotides long. RefSeq lists its product as uncharacterized. Lineage: Eukaryota; Metazoa; Arthropoda; Malacostraca; Amphipoda; Hyalellidae. The annotation marks the transcript as partial. Gene Ontology annotation, molecular function: protein binding. The transcript is spliced from 4 exons. The record is from RefSeq and is a predicted model, not a curated record.